ACUGAUUCUCCUCCCCCCUUUUUCCCCCCCCAGGAAGAAGAGACGAAGCGGCUGCUGGAGCCCACAGCCAGCCCCCCCAACAAGGUGCUGAACGGCGCCGAGCAGAGUUACCACAACCUGCCCUCGGCCCGCACCGACGAGCAGGCCAUGCUCUCCUCCAUCCUCGCCAAGACCGCCAUCAACAUCAUCGACGUGUCGGCAGCGGAUUCGCAGGGGAUGGAGCAGCACGAGUACAUGGACAGAGCCAGGCAGUACAGCACACGCCUGGCCAUGCUCAGCUCCAGCCUCACGCACUGGAAGAAGCUGCCGCUGCUGCCGUCCCUCACCAGCCAGCCCCACCAGGUGCUCGCCAGCGACCCCGUCCCCUUCGCAGACCUGCAGCAGGUGUCCCGGAUAGCUGCCUACGCCUUCAGCGCCCUCUCCCAGAUCCGCGUCGACGCCAAAGAAGAACUGGUUGUACAGUUUGGCAUCCCUUGAACCCUUCCUCCCACCACCACCAUCAUCAUCACCAUCAUCGUCACCGCCGCAGCUUCACCGAGUUUUGGGUUGGUUUUGGUUAUUUUUUUCUUUUUUUUGGUGGUUUUUUUUCCCCUUUUCCCAUAUUUUUGGCCUUCUCCUCCCUCCCCACGGCGCUGCCAUCACUCGGACAGACACCUGGUUUCUUACUCCUUGCCAAGAUGCCACCCCCCCCAGGAGUUUUUUAUUUCCCCCCCCC
Molecule: messenger RNA, 715 nt
Organism: Calidris pugnax (ruff)
Lineage: Eukaryota; Metazoa; Chordata; Aves; Charadriiformes; Scolopacidae
Gene: LAMTOR1
Product: late endosomal/lysosomal adaptor, MAPK and MTOR activator 1
Exons: 4
Biological process (GO): lysosome organization; endosomal transport; positive regulation of MAPK cascade
Cellular component (GO): membrane raft; late endosome membrane; lysosome
Molecular function (GO): molecular adaptor activity; guanyl-nucleotide exchange factor activity
Source: RefSeq, a predicted model, not a curated record